UAGAUUCGGGACCCCCCCCCACCGGUCCAUCUACCAUACCUGUGAUCGUAGAGACAGAAGCUCCACCCACUGAUCUGCCCACCAGACCAAUAAUCACAGAGUCAGAAGCUCCACCCACCGGUCCAUCUACCACACCUAUGUUCACAGAGUCAGAAGCCCUGCCCAGUUUUCAAUCUUCCCUUACAAAAAACAUCAAAACAGCCACUUAUCGACCAACCACGUCAGUGAACAUAGAGACAGACGCUCCACCCACUGCCCCACAAACCGCACCAGAAAUUGAAGAGACAAGGUCUCGACCCCACCUGCCCUCCUCAUCUAUGUAUUAUAAGACAGAAGCUCCGCCCACUCAUCUGGAUACCACACCUGUGAUCGUAGAGACGGAAGCUGGGCCUAGUGUUUCGCCCAACACGUCUAUGACACUAAAGACCGAAGCUCCGCCCACUGACACAUUCUCCAUCACAGGGACUGAAGAUUCAUCCUCUGCUACGGCCGUCACAUCCAUCAAAGAGAUGGAAGCUACGCCUGUGGAUCCACUCACCACAUCUAUGUUCGUGGAAAAUGAGACCCCGCCCAUUUUUCUGCACUCCACAGCAACACUCACGAAGACAGAACUUUGGACCACUCCUCCACCCAACACAUCCACGAUACUGAAGACAGAUGCUCUACCCACUGGCUCACCCUCCACACCUGUAAAUGUGGAGGUAGAUUCUCCACCCACUGCCUCGCCCAACACAUCUGAGAGCAUGGAGACUAGAGCCCCGCCUACCACCUCACCCACCACACCUGUAAUCACUGAGACAGGAGCCCCGCCCAGUGCUUCAACCACCACAUCUGUAAUCCUUGAUGAUGAAGACCCGUCCAUUGUCUCACCCACCACAUCUGUCAUCAUAGAGAGUGAAGCCCCACCCUUUGCCUCACCCACCACACCUGUAAUCCUCGAUGCUAAAACCACGCCCAUUGCCUCACCCACAACUCCUGUGAUCAUAGAGAAUGAAGCCCCGCCCAUUGCCUCACCCACCACCCCUGCGAUCCUUGAUGGUCCUGAGGUCCCACGGACUCCUUCAUCCAGCCCAUCUCCAAUCGUAGCAACAGUAGCUCCUCUCACUUCCACCGAUUCUGCUCGUAACUCACGGGUUCACACCUCCACCAGAGACCCCAGUAGACCAUCUAUGACAAGAACCUCCAAAGCCACCAUCGCUCCUGCUGCUGCUGCACCAGAGACCUGGACUACAACAGAACUCCCAGAACCCCCCUGUGUGCUGAACAUAACUGGAGUCAUGUCUGGGUCUGACGCAGUGACGCUGACGGUCACUACUGGCACUGAGUCAUGUGACCUGGCUUUAAAAGUCGAACAUGAAUCGAAGACUAACGUUAGCAAGUGUGACCCAGAUGGAGCAGGUCAGAACCAGAAUCAGUAUCUGUGCCAGGCUGAUGGUCUGAAACCUGGGACUUGGUACGAAUUCACGGUACUUUCUACAAGAGAUGGAGGUGGGCAGAGGGUGUCAGUGCAGACGGAACCAGUCAGUCCAACUCACCUGGAGGUCCUGCUGGAUCAGCCCGAUGAUCAGUACCAUUCCCCCGGUUUAACGGUUUUCUGGUCUCGGUCAGGGGGUCAUGUAGACUGGUACAACGUGACUCUAGAGGACAUCAUCUCAGGGUGGACCCAGACUGUCCGAAUACAGGAUACAGAGGUUUCAAGUUGUCGGUUCAGUUCCCUGGUUCCUGGUUCUCUGUAUACCGUCAGUGUGGUUGCCACUGCUGGCAGCAGGAGUGCCCCGGCGGUCUCUGCCACCACAGCCACAGCGCCCUCCUCUGUACAUGGCCUCCAGGUGGCGUCCUCAUCUCCACACAGCCUUACAGUGUCAUGGCUGGUGGGUGUGGGUCGAACCGAAUCCAUCAAAGUUCUGCUUAGAGAUCCUGACGGUGUUCUGUUGAGGAACAUCAGCCUAACUGAUACAACCACAUGGGUUGAGUUGAAGGCCCUGCGACCAGGGACCAGAUACUCAGUCACUGUCGUCACUGAGUCUGUGGGUCUGAGAAGGUCCGCCUCCGCACAAGCCUUCACAGAACCUGCAGCGGUCACACACGUGAAACUGGACAACAAUGGCACCUCGGACCAUCUGUUGGCGUCUUGGGAUCCACCUGAAGGGGAGGCAGAUUAUCUCCUAGCGAGUCUUGCAUCUUCAGGUUUGACCCUGUCGCAGCACCAACUGCUAUCAAACAGCACCUGGGUCGUGUUUGAGGGUCUUACCCCCGGGCGUUCCUACGAACUGUCAGUGAGGACUAGGGCUGGAGGUCAGAGUGCAGAGGUCAAGACCCAAGGAAGGACAGUUCCUGCUACGGUGACUUUUCUGUCAUUGUCCCCUGGUGGUGAUGACAAGACACUGAAACUCAGUUGGACUCCACCCCCUGGUGACUGGGAGAAGUACAGCAUCCUACUGAAGAAUGGAUCGGUAGUUCUGGUAAACGAGACGGCAGGAAAACUGAUCCGUCAGGUCACAUUCUCAGCACUUACCCUGGGUCUGGUGCCUGGGAGGCUUUACAGGGCAGAGGUCACGGUCCACAGUGGUAUUCUGGGUAACACAGCAGUCUGUGACGGUGGACUGGCGCCGCGGCCCGUGCAGCAGCUGCUGGUGCUUCGCUCUGAUGACACAACCCUGAGCAUUGUGUGGCGUCCACCAGUAGGUCUGUGGGAUGGUUUCACCGUGGUGCUCAGGGGGGCAGAGUCUGCCACCACAGUGGCUCAGAGGAUCCUGCCUUGGGAGUCCAGAGAGUGCAACUUUAACCUCUUGACCCCAGGACGCAGUUACAAUAUCACUGUGGUGACCAAGAGUGGGAACCUCAGCAACUGGGUCUCCGUGACAGCACGGACAGCUCCUGGUCAGGUCUCCAGGCUGCUUGUGUCCAACCUGGGUACGGUGGACACUCUUCAGGGGAAGUGGGAACGGGUUGCAGGAGAUGUGGACUCGUAUCAGGUGCUUCUGGUUCACGACAGCACCAUCAUCAAGAAUGUGAGCUUAAAAGCCAACGAUACCACCAUCAACUUCCAGUCCCUGAGACCAGGAGCCUUGUACAAGAUGGUCCUGACUAGCAUUAGCGCAGGACACGCCUCCAGACAAACGGUGGCCGAGGGACGCACAGUCCCUGCCGCUGUCAGCGAGGUCACGGUCAGUAAUAAUGGGCGUGUGGAUUUCCUCAGCGUGUCCUGGCGUCCAUCUCCAGGGGAGGUGGAUGGUUAUGUGGUAACACUGCGAAACCACGAGGCCGUAGUUCACACCCUGGUGGUUUCCAAGUCCAGUUCUGAGUGUGUGUUUAACUCGUUGGUGUCCGGACGCCUCUACAACAUCUCCAUCGCUGCUCGCAGUGGCGUCUACCAAAACCAUACCUUUAUCUUGGGGCGUACACAGCCAUCCAAGGUCCAGAACCCCACAGCAACCCACGCCGCCCGAGAUGACUACCUAAAGGUUCACUGGCAUCACGCGUCCGGGGACGUGGACCAGUACAGAGUUUUCAUCAAACACAACAACAUUUUCUUGCAGAACCUAACAGUGGAAAAAGCACAGAGUGAUUGCGUGUUCCACGGCCUGGUUCCUGGGCGACUGUAUACCAUUCUUGUGAACACGUACAGCGGCAAAUACGAGGCCAGUGCUUCGACGCACGGCAGGACAUUCCCAGCAGCUGUCAGACUUCUGGCACUGACUGAACGUGGCACAGAAGACCUGAAGGUCACAUGGUCUCCAGCUCCAGGUGACGUGGACCACUAUGAAGUUCAGCUUCUCUUCAACGAUAUGAAGGUGUUUCCACCGGUCACAAUAGGCAGUAGUGUGGACACGUACAUCCUGUCCUCACUGACCCCAGGACGUCUUUACAAAAUAGUGGUCUCCACCUUCAGUGGCCCCAACCAGAGGGCUCAGUUCAUUGAGGGGCGCACAGUUCCCAGCAGGGUUAAAAACAUCCACCUGAGCCGAGGUGAAGACAGUCUUAGGGUGACCUGGACGCCCGGAGAGGGUGACGUGGAUGAAUUUUGGGUCUCUCUGUAUCGAGGCAGCCGACAGCUGGACAUUCGACAAGUUCCUAAAGACCAGAACCAGGUGAUGUUUGGGUCCCUGCAGCCUGGACAAAUGUACCAGGUGACAGUGACUUCAGUGAGCGGUGAACUGAUGAACAACAACACAGUCUCUGGAAGGACGGUCCCUGCCCCAGUGACUGCUCUCUUGGUGGAAAACCUUGGCACCACCUGCUGCCUUAAGGUGAGCUGGCAGGAAGCAGUGGGUGUGGCCAAUGGUUACAUCCUGCAGAUACUGGAGGACAGAGGUGGUCAUGUGACAAAUGCCUCCCUGUCCACUGGACACCGCAGCUACCAGUUUCAGAACCUUACAGCAGGAAGACGAUACAGAGUCCUGGUCCAGACCACGAGCUGGGGUGUGGUCAACACAGGAGUCGGUGCAGAUGCUCGCACAAGUCCAGCUGCAGUCUCAGACUUGUCCAUUAGGAGCAACAGCAGCAGCAGCCUGUCCUUCCUCUGGUCCCCUGCAGAGGGAGACUUGGACUCUUAUGAAGUGGUCCUGUAUCGUAGUGAUGAAUCACUGCAGGAGCGACGCCAUCUUCAGGCCAACGCUCUACAAUGCACCUUUCAACGACUCACACCUGGAGCCACAUAUAAAAUUGUGGUUUUGACCCACAGUGGACAGCAGAACAAUCAGACCAGCAUGUGGGCCAGAACCGUCCCAGCGGCUGUACAGUCUCUCAGGGUUCUGGCAGCAAACCAGUCAAGUGUUCUGAGAGUGAAGUGGGAUGACAGCGUGGGUGUGGUCAGUGGGUACGUGUUGUCUCUGUACAACCAUGGCGGUGAGCGUCACGCGCAAAAGCAAUUGGGGUCAGAGGUCAACGAGUUCACCUUCUCUGGUCUGGUUCCUGGGCGACUGUACCGAGCUGAGGUUCUGAGUCUGAGUGGAAAACUGCAAAAUAAAGCAGAGGCUGUUGGCAGAACCGCUCCAAAACCGCCCACCUCUGUCCUGUUUGGGGGAGUUACCAACACCUCAGCAGAGAUGACCUGGAAUGUCCCUGCUCAUUCAGAUUUCGAUGAUUUUGACCUGCACUGGACGCCUGCAGAUCAACUGACCGUCAUCAACCCUUACCACAGCCGCACGUCCAGCAACCGCCUUCUGAAGGGGCUGUUCCCCGGGAGACUGUACACCUUCAGCCUGCGCACCGUUAGCGGUGCCAGUGAGCCUGGGACGGAGUCCACUUACAGCACUGCUGUUCUCAACAGCAUCCGUACCAAACCAGAUCCCGUCCACGGUUUCCGCUGUCGUCCUCACAGCUCCACCUCCAUCGCCUGCUCCUGGAUGCCUCCGCUGGCUGAUUUUGACUCCUACAUUGUGGAGUGUCUCCGUCAGGAGACCAGGACUAUGGUCUACUCGCAACGUACUGGACAGAACACCAGCUCUUACAUCAUCACUCAUCUUGAGCCACACAAGCGGUACAGCGUUUCAGUGAAGGUGAUGUCGGAGCAGACAACCAGCGAGGAGGCCAGGGAUGACACCGUCACCAUGAUUGAUCGUCCUCCAUCUCCACCCCUCACCACCAGGGUGAGUCAGACUGUUGCCAAGGUAUCGACAUCCUCCAUCACCUUCAGCUUCAACUGCAGCUGGUUCAGCGACGUAAACGGAGUCAUCAAGUGGUUUGCGGUCAUCGUACUGGAGUCACAGGGUGUUAACGACAACCACCCAGCUCAGCAGCACCCCCUACCGUCGUACAUGGAGUACAGCGCCAACAGCUCAGUCACUCACUACCAGACCAGGUUCUUUCCCAGUCAAUGCACUCAGGAAGAUGACACCACCCAAACCCUCGACAUCACUGUGGGGGCACAAACGCAGUCACUAGGGGGUGCUUGUGAUCCCGAGAUCAGCAGAAACCAGUUUUGUGACGGUCCUCUGAAACCAAAGACGGCCUACAGACUGAGCAUUCGUGCUUUCACACAGCUGUUUAGUGACGACGACAGCGCUCCCCCCGUUUCUGCUCUUUACACCGACACGUUUCUGUCACUUCCUGUUUACACUGAUGCUGAUCCUGUGGGUGGAGUCAUGGAGGGCGGAGUCACUGCCGCUCUUUUUCUUGUCAUUGUUUUGGGCGGAGUCGUUGCAGCACUUGUGUGUAGAUACAAGAGACACAAAGUGGUGGAGGAGGGGCCAGACCUCGGCUUGAGCACGAGGACAGACAGAGUGAUGUCAUCAGUUCAUCUUGGGAUCAGAGGGCACCGCUCCAUCUCCAGUCCCAUCAGGAUCACAACCUUUGAAUCCCACUUCGUCAAACUUCAGGCUGACUCAAACUUUUUGCUGUCAGAGGAGUAUGAGCGCCUGAAGGACGUGGGACGUAACCAAUCCAUGGACACGGCUCUGCUGCCAGAGAAUCGUGGGAAAAACCGAUACAACAACAUUCUGCCCUAUGACUCCACGAGGGUGAAGCUUUCCUAUGUAGACGACGACCCCUGCUCUGACUACAUCAAUGCUAGCUACAUCCCUGGCAACAACUUCCGUCGGGAGUACAUUGCCACUCAGGGACCUUUGCCUGGCACCAAGGACGAUUUCUGGAAAAUGGUCUGGGAGCAGAAUGUUCACAACAUCGUGAUGGUCACACAGUGUGUAGAAAAAGGACGGGUAAAGUGUGAUCACUAUUGGCCGUUUGACCAGGAUCCACUUUACUACGGAGAUCUGAUUGUCAGGAUGACAUCUGAGUCAGUUCUCCCUGAGUGGACGAUACGAGAAUUCAACAUCUGUGAUGAGGACCAGCUGAACCUCAGUCGCCUUGUGCGUCUCUUCCACUACACUGUUUGGCCGGAUCACGGUGUUCCAGAAACGACUCACUCCCUGAUCCAGUUUGUGCGAACAGUCAGAGAUUAUGUGAACAGAAGUCCAGGAUCUGGACCCACAGUGGUCCACUGCAGCGCUGGUGUGGGUCGAACUGGGACCUUCAUUGUUCUGGAUCGGGUUUUGCAGCAGUUGGACUCCAGAGACACAGUGGACAUUUAUGGUUCCGUGUUUGACCUAAGACUCCACCGAUCACACAUGGUUCAAACGGAGCGUCAAUACGUCUUCUUGCAUCAGUGUGUUCGAGACGUUCUCCGGGCCAGAAAACUUGGCAGUGAACAUGAGAACAUCAUCUACGAGAACCUGAGGGUCAGCAGCCACAGAGAGUCGCUGAACUCCCGGCACUGAGACUUUAUUAUCUACGGACGCUCCUAAUCAAUAACUAAUAAUCAAUGAUCAUUAUUUAUAACCUUUUGUCUUCACUGUACAUGUGUAAAUACAGAGUUUUAAAGGAAAUAAAUUAGUACAAUAUCUAUG
Cynoglossus semilaevis (tongue sole) is the source of this 7346-nucleotide messenger RNA. Its product is annotated as receptor-type tyrosine-protein phosphatase beta. Bases 138 to 7217 code for a protein of 2359 amino acids. Gene Ontology annotation, cellular component: signaling receptor complex. Gene Ontology annotation, molecular function: protein tyrosine phosphatase activity; cadherin binding. Lineage: Eukaryota; Metazoa; Chordata; Actinopteri; Pleuronectiformes; Cynoglossidae. Gene Ontology annotation, biological process: peptidyl-tyrosine dephosphorylation involved in inactivation of protein kinase activity; angiogenesis. The record is from RefSeq and is a predicted model, not a curated record. The transcript has 32 exons.